CUCAUCGUAAAAUGUCGUGGCCAAGUUCCAUUGCGUAUUUGUGUUGCAUCAUUUUCAUGGUAAAUGCUUUGCAUCCGACUAAGAAUUACUGCGAUGUUCGUUUAUGCCCAGCUAACCUCAAGCAUGUGGCCUGCGGAAUGAAUCCAUAUUCCUUCGACGAAACAUGUAGCAUCGAUGCUGAGGUCAUCGCCAUGACUAAUAAAAUUCGUGUCUUUAUAAUAAAACGUAUGAAUGCACUGCGCAACAUGGUAGCAAAAGGUGGAUUUAAUGGCUUUAGUGCAGCAGCCAAUAUGAGCACUGUCGUGUGGGAUAGGGAACUGGCCUUUCUUGCAGAGAUGAAUGUCCGCAAUUGUUAUUUGCACUAUGAUCCUUGCCGCAAUACGGAUAAUUUUAAGAAUGUCGGGCAGACCGUAGCCUAUCGUGGAUUCAGGGGCUCAAUACCCGAUUUGGACGAUAUUUUAUACACACAACUUCAAUUAUGGUUUAUCGAAGAGAAAAACGCGACGAUGAACGACAUCGCACAAUACAGGAACCCAUAUGGUAAUCCCUGGUUGAACUUUAUGCAUCUUGUGCAUGACAAGGUCCAGAAAGUGGGUUGCGCGGUUCUACAACAGUCAAUAAAUGGAUGGCUGCAAACAUUUUUCACCUGCAACUAUGAUCAUGCGCCCGUUGUGGGCCAGCCGGUCUACCAUCAGAGUCUCAACCCUGGAGAAUCCUGCAAAUCUGGUACAAAUCCAACCUACGCAAGUCUUUGCUCUGUAAAAGAGAGCCAGCUCAGGGUAGCUGCAAAUGCGACAAAGAAGAAUAACAAAGGAACUAAACCCCAGCGAGGUGUAUUAAGUCGUAGAAGUAACCCCGAUGAGGCAGCUAUAAAUAAUACAAUUCCUGACGGAGAGCAAAACAAUGGCAGCAUGCUGAAUCCUGGGGAACGGACAAAUAAAACUGUUAAUGACGUUGAAGAUGAUACCCAAAAUGAUGGUGACUUACCAAAUGAUGUUUCCGCUACUAAUGACUAUUGGCGGAAUAAGUUCCUCCGAUUUUCAGAGAAUGUGAAAAAAGCGUUGAGAAAGGGCAAAGAUCGCAACGUUGUCAUGUUAACCAUGAACCAUGAAGUCGACAUUGACAAGUUACCAAAAAUGGAUUUCCACGAUGCAAUACUGCGCACGCGCGAAAUACAUAUUCAGAAUGCUAUCGAGAAUCGCGUACUGCCAAUUCGCAAUCGUGGCAUUUCAUCUAGAACAUUUGUUUCAGGACCCAAGGUCAUAUUAAGAACCCAAAAAGCAAAGCACCACAGCAGAGGUGUGGCUAAAUGGCGUACAGUUCGCCGCUAACAGCGUUAUUUGAAUUCUUAAAAAUUCGGAAAAAAUUCUAUGAGGUUUGUAUCCCA
Drosophila montana is the source of this 1387-nucleotide messenger RNA. RefSeq names its product tabinhibitin 3. NCBI's taxonomy places the organism in Eukaryota, Metazoa, Arthropoda, Insecta, Diptera, Drosophilidae. The record is from RefSeq and is a predicted model, not a curated record. The transcript has 3 exons. The coding region runs from base 12 to 1331 and encodes 439 amino acids.